Molecule: messenger RNA, 1001 nt
Organism: Paramecium octaurelia
Lineage: Eukaryota; Ciliophora; Oligohymenophorea; Peniculida; Parameciidae
Source: the annotation of a GenBank genome assembly
AUGGAUGUAGAAUAAAUAGAACUCAACAUGGCGCCUUAAAUAUCUGAUUAGAAUUAAGGGAAUGAUUAAGUCCAAAGUUCAUAGCUUGUUCUUAAUGCAGUGAUGCAAGAUGCUCGACAAUCUUAUUUAUUAAAGAAAGGAAGGCUUUAAUUUCUGACUUUAAAGAGAUUGACACAAGCUAUUCUAAUUUACAGAAUACUUUAUGUUCUCCUUUGUUUUAUCCCAUUUUAUAAGUGUCCUUUUGAAUGCAAUAACACUCUUUUAAAUAUUUUGUUGCUAAUCUGUAUUGGAUUGGAAUUGUAAAUAAUAUAUUUAUGAUUAGAUUGAAGAUAGCUGAAACCAUAUAUUAAUUAAGGAAGGUUUCAUUUUAUUUGAUUCUCAUCGACUUAUAUGAUGCCUUAUAAGUUAUACCAUUUACACUGAAUGACUUUUAAACAAUAUUUGCUUUAAGAUAUGCCCUAGACUAACUUCACAAAAAGGCGUUCUAUUUUAGAAUCACCAUAAACAUGUAUAAAACAUAAUAUAUUUUCAGAAUUUGGGUCAUUUACUACAUAAUUUAUGUUGCCUUCUUUUUUAGCUUUGCUCAUUAUUAUACAAGUAUUAGAUCUAAUUAUUUUAGGUGAAUAAAAUGUGAUUGUGAGCUUUAUGCUAAUCAUCAUUUCCUUGGACUCAGUCUUUUUUAUAUUUCCAUAUGUAUUUCACUGUAUAGGAUGGUUUUGCUAUAAAUGUUAUGAUGCAAUAAAGAAACUAACAUCAAAAAAUAAUGUAAGUAUCUUCAACAUACUUAGAAACUUCUCAGAUCUUUGAAAAAAGAGAAAUAUGUUGAAGGGUAAUAAUUGACUGAUGAAAAUAUAUGUAUCAUUUGCUGGGAUUCCUUCAAAAAUGAUGAAUACUAUACAAGAUUAAAAUGUAAUAAAAACCACAUAUUUCACACUACAUGUAUUCAAGUUUGGAUUAAAACCAAUAUAACUUGUCCAGUUUGUAGAUCUUAGUUAGUUUGA